AUGUUAUCGCAAAGAACGGGUAGAGCAAAGCUCGACGACGUUACCAGGAUACUUUCCGAAUUGAAGACCGACCUGGACGUGAAGAAGCUGUCUGUUGAACAAAGACGGCAGCUACUCGAACAGCUCAAAGUCUACGGCCGUUCAGUCGACAAUUCCGACCCCAUAUUCACGGAAGAUGGCCUCCGGACACUAGGGCACCACGCCUUUGACGGAGAGACUACACCUGCGGCACAGGAAGCUCUCCGAUGCAUAGCCAAUGCUCUCCUUCUCCAGCCCAAGACGCGCCAGAUACUCGUCAAUCUAGGCCAUGGUCCACAUGCAGCGGAAAAGCUGAAAGAAGAAAGUAUCGACACUGAGUUCCUCGCCGCCCGUAUCCUCUUCCUCACAACAUACAACGCGAACCUCGAUUACGCACAACUCGUCCGCGAGAACCAGCUAGUCGACAGCAUCAAUGCAGCCAUCACACGGCAUGCGAAACGAUACUCCAAAUCCGCGCCACGCAGAAACGAACAGCCCAUGGAGGCCAUGGCGCUCUCUGAAACACUCAAGCUACUCUUCAACAUCAUACAUCAUAAACAAGACCUUGCUCCCCUCUUUGCUCCCUCAAUACCCAACGUUUUCAAGAUCCUGGUGCGGAGAGGAAUACCGUCGCCGCCAUUGUCCGGCCCAACGCGCGAACUAGUCAACAUCCUCCUCCAUCUAGACAUCGAAAACGAACAAGGCCGAGAAGGCCUCUUCCCAUCAUUCGACGGCGAGGUCAACAUCCGCCACUUGAUCAAGAUUCUCGACCAAGCACUCAUCGUCUACCCACCCAAAGAACUUGAUGAGACCGUCACACCCCUCCUUACCCUCAUCCACCGUAUCUACACGGUCGCUCCAGCAGAAAUUGCCAGCACAAUGGAGAAGUUACUCCUCCCCACAACCGAAGAACGUGACCGCCCCCUCGGAAAGUCAGACACGCUGUCCUCUCGACUACUCAAUUUAUCCACGUCCGCUUUGACACCCUCACUGCGAAACGGGAUAUCGAUGUUGCUGUGGAAACUCUCACAUGAAGAUCCCGCGACAUUUGUGCAUAACGUCGGCUACGGCUUCGCUUCUGGUUUCCUCAUGUCAAACAACAUACAAAUGCCUGAGGAACUAGUCAAGGAGCAUGCGCCAGAGAGUGGUGAUGAGGGUAUACCGAUCAACCCUAUCACGGGGCAGAGGCUGGAUAAGGAGGAGCAGGUGCAGAUGGAGCCCAUGACGCAGGAGGAAAAGGAAAGGGAGGCGGAGAGGCUAUUUGUGCUGUUUGAGAGGUUGAAGGCGACGGGGGUCAUGGAUGUGGUUAAUCCGGUCGAGGAGGCGUAUCGAUCGGGGAGGAUCCAAGAGCUGAGUGACGACGAGGAUUGA
Alternaria postmessia is the source of this 1389-nucleotide messenger RNA. RefSeq lists its product as uncharacterized. The transcript has 5 exons. The coding region runs from base 1 to 1389 and encodes 462 amino acids. Gene Ontology annotation, biological process: G protein-coupled receptor signaling pathway. Gene Ontology annotation, cellular component: cytoplasm. The record is from RefSeq and is a predicted model, not a curated record. Gene Ontology annotation, molecular function: guanyl-nucleotide exchange factor activity; G-protein alpha-subunit binding. Lineage: Eukaryota; Fungi; Ascomycota; Dothideomycetes; Pleosporales; Pleosporaceae.